This is a messenger RNA of Diuraphis noxia (Russian wheat aphid), 2646 nucleotides long. RefSeq lists its product as uncharacterized. Gene Ontology annotation, biological process: signal transduction. NCBI's taxonomy places the organism in Eukaryota, Metazoa, Arthropoda, Insecta, Hemiptera, Aphididae. The record is from RefSeq and is a predicted model, not a curated record.
CCGGCCACAGUGGCCAGUGGCCGCUAUACGAUUCGAAGGUUUCGAUACCAUCUCGAGGCCCAUGGUAGGCAUGUCGGCGGCGUAGGCUCCACCGCACCGAUAACAUAACACCCUCCCACCACAAUAUUAUAAGCUGACCUUGAUCGGCUGAUAAUCCGUCGUGUGGCGCUAUCGCAAUUCGCAAUACCUAUUACCUACUCAGUACUCACACUUCUCAGUYGUUCAAUGUUUUUUCUGUUGAACCCUGGAGUGGUCGUCGUGUUCGAAAGUCAGCCAUUUGAGCGAUUACCGAUCACAUUGCCUUAACCACGACGAGGCUACGAUCAGUAUUUGCCUAUCCUCAUCGCGGCUCCAAUUCUUCACCGACAUCAGUUCAUCCGUGGUAAAACAACAUUGUUUGAUCAUGCAAUCAUCAGUUCAGUCGUGUUCCAGGUUUCCGACACCGAGGACUAAUUGUUUAUUUUGUUUUUGAAACACUUCAGUCGUUGUGAAGGUCAAUUUGUACACUUUUAUAUGUUGAAAUUACGUCUUGUAUCAACACAUUUCCUAAAGCAACCAUAAACGCCUCAAAAUGUGCAAUGAUUGGGAUAUGAUUAUUUAAAUCAUAUAUUAGUAUAAAUUUGAAUUUUAAAACUGUGUCAAGCUGUUUAAAUUACUACAGUGGUUUGAAGGGUUCACCCAGAGUUUGAAUUGCGUGAAAAUGAAACUAACCUUGUGUUGUAGUGACACACAUAUGCUUAGUAAGCAGAUUGAAAAAAAAUUUGCGAUGCUAUUAGAAGAAUAUAAUUCAGAAAAAUUAAUUUUGAUUGGUAUGCCGUUGGAAAAAUUGCCGUUGAAUUGUGACGGGUUACCACUUAUUGUAGAAAAUAUAAAAGAUUAUAUAAUUAACAAAGAAAAUCUGUUAUUUUUAGGAUUAUAUGAAGAAUUUCUAUUUGAUGAAGCAUAUUCUCUUAAUGUGCGUAAACCCAAUAUUAUAAAUGCUUAUGAAUUAGUAAGUGGUUCAAGGAAAAAUUGUAAAACAAUCCUAGAUAUUGAUGCAGUAGAUGUUGCAUCAGUGUUGAUUAUGUGGCUUUACUACUUACCAAAACCGUUGAUAUCCUCAAUACAAUUUUCAAUGAUUUGUGAUCUCAAUGUCAAUAAAAAAUACAGUGAAAUUAUUAUGUCCAUGGACAAUAUAUGCAAACUAACUUUACAAGGAGUAAUGAAUAUUGUGGAUUCUUAUGAGAAGCAACACAAGUCACACAAGGAGAAACUAGUAAUUCUUUUUACAAUGCUUUUGACAAAACAUAUGGAUCUAACUUGUCAAAAUAAUUCUUCACAAUUUUUAGACAAUUUAAAGAUUGUUUUGAUGGUAGCAGAAGUAAAUUAUGAUGAAUCGGAAUAUGUUAGUUUCAAUAAAAAAUCUUUAAAAAUAAAAUCUUACACAAAUCAAGAUGAAAAUGAGUUUAAUAAAUAUAAUCUUUGUAGCAAGAAUAAUUUGUUUAGCAGGUCGUUCAGUGAUCAUGGAUUACACAUAAAAGCUGGCAUGGAUGAUGUUGAUGCAACACUGAAUUGUUCAUCUUUGAUAAAAUCAAGUAGCUGUGACCUGACUGAAUUAUUUUCUGAAGAGGACAUUCAUUAUAAUAACCCAUUUAUCCAUAGUUUGUCAUAUGAUAAGAACAAUCUAUAUCCUAAAUCAGUUGAUAAAUUUCCGGAUAGUAAUUCUUAUGGUAGUUCCAUUUGUGUUACUAAUGAGUUAUUAAGUUCCCAAAUUGAUGACAUGAGAAGUAUAGAAAGGACCAUGCAGAUUCAUUCCAAAACUACCAUGAAACAAACAAAAAAUAAAUCUAUUAAAAAUCAUGUAGAAAGGGUUUUAAAGUCAGGAUUUUUAUCAAAUGAAGAAAGUUUGCUGUUGAAAAACACGUUAGAACUUAUGAAGAUAUUAUCAAAAAUUAAAAGUGUUCAAAAUCAAAUUAACAUUCAUAGGAGAAAUAGAGAAGAUGAAUUUGGUAGUGAAAAUGAAAAAACCAACAAACGUUUUUCAGAAUUACAUUUUUUAAAUAAUCGCCUUGAGCUAUUAGCUAAUCAGAAAAAUAAUUAUUUAACCAAAACUGGAUUAUCAUAUGGUAGAUCAUACAACCGUACAGUUUUAAAUCUUAAAAAUGCCCAAAAAGAAGCUUUUAAGUUAUACGAAAAUAAGAAAAAUAACAUGAAAAAUCCAAGCGAAAACUUUGAUAAAUUAAUUUCUGAUAUUUACAAUAUUCAAAUAGUUCUUGAUUAUUUGGAAAACAAUUGUGGUGGUAAGGAAUUGCCAUGGAGGUCAAGCAACGGAUGUCCAGGUCACAAGAAAAUGAAAAAAAAACAGUUGAACUGUGUAACUGUUGUGUCUGAUUUACAAACUAUUGGUGAGCAUGAAGUUAUGGAAACGGUAGCCCAACCAUUACUUAAAUCAGUGGGAAAGUAACGUGGUCUACUAAGCUCAAGUCUGUUAAGAAGUGUUGUUAAAUUUUUUUUUGUAUAUAAAUACAAAUUCUUAGUAAGAAUAAAAUUUCAAAACCAUUUUAUGAUUACUAUAAAAUACUAUUUUGAUAAUCCUAACUAAAAUUUCUAAUAUCAUUUGAGACUUAAUUAUAACUGGUGCCUUUAAUAAUUUAACUGAUUUUCUAC